Chara braunii is the source of this 1229-nucleotide messenger RNA. The record is from the annotation of a GenBank genome assembly. NCBI's taxonomy places the organism in Eukaryota, Viridiplantae, Streptophyta, Charophyceae, Charales, Characeae.
GCGAAGGUAGCCAAGGUAGUAGAGAACCAGCAGGAGGAAGAGAAACUUAGACAAGAACGUGAAAUUGAGGAACGAAGACUAAGAGAGAAAAAAGAAAGAGAAGAAUUCCAGAAGGAAAUGAACGACUCGUGGAAUGCUAAGUUUGAGACUGUGUGUGGUGCUCUCGAUGCAAGCAAGAGUGCAGGUUCGAAUAAUCAGGAGCUGGAGAAACUCAAAAGCAGGUGGAGGUUCUGCGAAUAGGACAGAGGCAGGUGAUGGGUAAUUCCGGAGCAUCUACAAGCAAGCCAAUGGUUAGCGAUGAUGCUGUGCUUGCUCGCCUUCUCCAUGACCAAGACGAGAUGAGAUCCAAACUGAAGGCUGCAGUUGGUGCAUGCAAGAAAGUUGAAAUACUGGAGAAUGAGGUACGGGUGUUGAGGAAAUCACAUGAUGAUGCCGUGCAGGAGGCGGAGACAUGGAAGAAGGAGGCGCUGAGGACGGGCAACAAGCGCAGUCACAUAGCCACGUCACCUGCAUCAACUUUGAAAAUGCCGCCGGCCACUACACCUCGGAAAUCUCCGAGUAGGGAGCGAACGAAUGUCGACACGAUGCAGCUCAGACAGUUGCAUAAUUUGGAAGUGGAAACGCUGAAGGAGCUCAGGCUGCAGGAGCUGAAUAGGCGGCGGGAGGCGGAACAGGAGAAUGAACGGAUGAAAGAGGAGUUGGCGAAGCGAGACGCUGAUAAGCGUGUGACGCCGAAAUCUAGCUUUCGUGAGAAACUUGACGAGGCUGAGGGAAAUGUUGGAGGGUCAAUUCUGCGAACGGAAAAGGGCAAGAAGAAGCCCGGUGCAGGGAACAAGGUUGGCAAGGAGAAUGAUCGUGAAUCCUUCAUAUGGGAGGCGAAGAAGGAAUUCCGGAACUUGAAGAAGGAUGACGUCAUGGACAUCUGCAUGAAGGAAGGAGUAAAAUAUACAACUCUAAGCGAAACUAUCACAGAAAUUAUCAGUAAGCGUGCUGAGCGGGCCUUUGGGAAAAAGGCGGCGGUGCAAGACAUCUCCGACGAUGUUGCAGGGGAGCCACAGAACGGGGGUAAGGAUGACGGGAGGGACUCGGCCACUUCUUAGGGGCCCUCCCGAGCGCGACUGAUCUUUGGUCUUUAGCUCUCUCAUGUCAACAGCUUAGAUCUUCUCCUCCUCGCUUUCUCAGACUGAAGAACUUAGACUCCCUAUUUCGUCUAACUGUCAUAACACUUA